CAGUGUCAUUUAAAAAGUGGUUAUGAACAUACCUCCCCGAGGAUACAGCAGUUCAAGAAUUAAACGUAAAGAAAACGAGCAACCAUUACGUACCAAAAUGCCGUCGUUAAGUUUUAACAUGCGUGAGCCAAUUAGUAGUAGUAAUCGUGCCACCAAGCGCACGAUUUCUUCUUCCUCUUCCUCCUCCUCUUCGUCGGCAGGCUUCGACUCCUACUGUGUUUCGUUGGCUGUAGGACCGCUGUGGUGGUCCGAUGUCCCACAAUCCCGAACGGACCACGAUAGGGCGUCUCCCUUGAAAGAAUACAAUCGCAAGACAUCUAUCGAUUCGACAACCACCGCUUCGUCUGAGUUUACCGAUUAUGACGAUACCGAGUCGACCGUAGAGUUCAUGAACCAACAUGAAGCCGCCGUCAUCCAGGAAGUGCUGAACCAGCCCACGCCAACGCAAAUCUCGCUGAAGCUGUUCGUCACUCCGCAGAAGUACAGCGUCUGGGAAACGGUCUUCAACCCGUUGGACAACAUCCUUUAUGUGAACCUGCCGUCGACCAUGACGCACGAGGCAUCGAAGCAUUCGUUCAUCUCUCUGCUGGAAUUCGCCGAAGAGAAGCUCGAGUGUGACGCCGUAGUCCUUUGCAUCCGCAAGGACCGCCUCGAUCGUCCAAAUCUGGUGCGUACAUUCUCAUUUGUCGGUUUCCAACCUGUCAGCCCCAAGUCACCAUUGGCGCCACCUCACAUUGAAGAGCAGCAGAAGAACGACUAUCUCUUCAUGAUCUACAACAUCGAGGAGUGAACCAACUCAUCAGUGAAACUCAGACCAAGCCUGGUGGGUGUGUAUUGAUCAAAAUCAAAUCUUCGCCGAUUGCCGCCCUUCGAACAUUUAUAUCCAUCAUUAGAGGGAGCGUUCAUAACAUCGAACGGACCGAAGUAAGAACCUAUUGAGCUGCUGAGCUUCGAUUGGUGGCAGGUCGUCGCAUACCAAAUCAGUGCGCUUGGUGGGUUCGUUUUGAUCAAUACGCAUUAGACCGGAAUACACGUAAUUACAUUAACAACAACAGAAAAAAAAAAACUAGAACAUACACCCAUAAAGUUAAAGAAAACAGAAAACAUCUCUCUUUUCGAAAGAUU
This is a messenger RNA of Aedes aegypti (yellow fever mosquito), 1125 nucleotides long. Its product is annotated as ornithine decarboxylase antizyme-like. Gene Ontology annotation, cellular component: nucleus; cytoplasm. Gene Ontology annotation, molecular function: ornithine decarboxylase inhibitor activity. Gene Ontology annotation, biological process: positive regulation of protein catabolic process. Lineage: Eukaryota; Metazoa; Arthropoda; Insecta; Diptera; Culicidae. The record is from RefSeq and is a predicted model, not a curated record.